Amphiprion ocellaris (clown anemonefish) is the source of this 4771-nucleotide messenger RNA. Its product is annotated as collagen alpha-2(VI) chain-like. The coding region runs from base 319 to 3444 and encodes 1041 amino acids. The record is from RefSeq and is a predicted model, not a curated record. The transcript is spliced from 28 exons. NCBI's taxonomy places the organism in Eukaryota, Metazoa, Chordata, Actinopteri, Pomacentridae.
AAGCGUCCAGAACUGUGUCUUCUUUUCGGAGACAGUGCUGCCUGUCUCCAGCCGGAAGAGCAGCAUCUAAACUAAACAUCAGCUGCUCUCCAGAGAAAACCUCCUACGUGCGUGUGCCCGCGUGCCUGCGUGAGCGCGCACGUGUCCGUCAUCGGAGGAAAACCGACCAGGGUCUGACCCCCGCCGACCACUGAUGUGGGAACUUUCCGACAGAGAUGAUUAUCUGAAGUUUAAAGUCUCGAGAAAUUGCUUGAAUUUCCUGAGGGUCUGAAGUCGCAGCUUGGAGUUUGCUCUGUGUUUACUGUCACUGCGCAAAACAUGGCAAUAAUUCCAGCACUCAUCUUUCUGUGCGUGCUCCAAGCUGCAGUCCCUCAAGUCCCGCCACCGCGUGGACCCAGACCAAUACCUGGCCGAGGGGACAGUCCAGAACCAACUGUACCUCCACUCCAACCACUGCCCACACCGAGACCUGAGGGCUGUGAGCCCAAGAUAAUCGACUGUCCCAUCAAGCUGCUUUUCACCAUCGACACCUCAGAGACCAUCGCCUUGCAGGAGAUUCCUCCCGGCAGCCUGGUGGACAGCAUCAAGGAAUUCACAAAGGUCUUUGUCCAGAAGCUCGAACAUCAGGAGUACAGGGGCCAGAUCGACAUCUCUUGGUCCAUAGGAGGCCUUCACUUCUCCCAGACGCAGGUGGUCUUCAGCCAGUUCACCACCAAAGAGAACUUCAUCAGGAGUCUGCAAGACAUCGAAUACCUGGGCAAGGGCACCUACAUCGACUGCGCCCUCAAAAACAUGACUCACCUGAUGACCCAGCACAACACAGGGACCAAGGCCGUCCUCUUCUCGGUGUUCAUCACUGAUGGCCACGUGACAGGAAAUCCAUGCGGUGGGAUCAAGAUGAUGGCGGAGAAGGCCCGGGAGAAAGGCAUCCAGAUAUUCUCAGUGGCAGCGACCAGGGUCAUCGAUGACCUGGGGAUGAGAGAGAUAGCCAGCUCUCCCCACGAACUGUUCCGAGACGACUAUAUAGUGGUGGAGCUGGGGGACAACAACCUAAACAUAAGCACUUCAUCCAUUGAUCGGAUCAUAAAAGCCAUGAAAUAUCAAGCAUAUUUACAGUGUUAUAAACCGGCCUGCUUGGAGGUUGAUGGGAACCGUGGACCAAAAGGGUCUCCAGGUCAAAAAGGCAUAAAAGGAGACAGAGGCAAUAAAGGAACAAAGGGUGAAAAGGGUAAACAGGGUGAUCCCGGUAUUGAAGGUCCAAUUGGACGCCCCGGUCCAAAGGGAGAGACUGGUUAUAGAGGUGACAAGGGUGAAAUCGGAUUAAGUGGAGCAAGGGGUGUGAAAGGUUCACCUGGCAAGAACGGAACUGACGGACAAAAGGGAAAAAUCGGCCGCAUUGGAGCUGCUGGUUGCAAAGGUGAUCCAGGUGACAAGGGACCAGACGGCUACCCUGGUCUAGUUGGUGAAUCUGGGCAACAAGGGGACGAUGGGGAAAAGGGUGACCCAGGCAUCCCUGGGAGGUCAGGCCCCCCAGGCCCUCUGGGUGAGCCAGGACCACAGGGCGAAAUUGGAAAUCCUGGAAAUCCGGGGACACCAGGGCAACGGGGGAAUCCGGGGCCUAAAGGAUUACCUGGACCGAAAGGCGCAGAGGGGAGGAGAGGAGACCCUGGAACAAAGGGGGGACCUGGACUUAACGGGCCAAAGGGAAUAAAGGGAGAACGAGGGCCACUGGGAGGCAGAGGUCGGCCAGGGGAAGACGGAUUCAAAGGCUCGAAGGGAGACCAAGGAUUACCAGGACCGAGGGGUCCACCAGGAGAACCAGGGGCCCCUGGAGAUAAUGGAAGUGUGGGAGAUCCUGGAGAUCCUGGACCUAGAGGAGACUCUGGGCCGCCGGGACCACUUGGUGACAAAGGAAGAGCAGGAUUCAACUACCCAGGACCAAGAGGACCAACUGGAGACAGAGGUGAACCGGGCAGGAGAGGACCCAGAGGAGGCAGAGGUGAAUGUGGGGCAAAAGGAGAAAUUGGGAAUAAAGGAACGACAGGAGACCGCGGGAAACCAGGACAGCCGGGGGAGCCAGGACUCAGAGGACCCAGAGGAGACCCUGGACUUAAAGGGGGUCCGGGAUCUGUGGGCGAUCCUGGCCUCACUGACUGUGACGUCAUGACUUACGUCAGGGAGACGUGUGGUUGUUGUGACUGUGAGAAGCACUGUGGAGCUCUGGACAUUAUAUUUGUAAUCGACAGCUCAGAGAGUAUCGGAGAAAGUAAUUUCACCCUGGAGAAGCACUUUGUUGUCAACACCGUCAACAGACUGGGAUCUAUGGCCUCUGACCCUGCGUCACCAACUGGCACAAGAGUGGGAGUUGUACAAUUCAGCCACUUAGGGACCUUUGAAGCUAUCCAUCUCAAUGACUCAACCAUAAACUCUUUGUCUGCCUUUAAAACGGCAGUGAAGAACCUAAAGUGGAUUGCUGGGGGCACUUACACACCGUCAGCUAUCAAGUUCACCUAUGAUACCUUCAUCAAGGCCAGCAGGAGGGCAGGAGCAAGCGCAAAUGUGGUCGUGGUCACAGACGGCCGCUAUGACCCUAACGAUGACGACAGCAAACUCCGGUACCUUUGCGACCCCAAUGUGGUUGUCAAUGCCAUUGGGGUUGGCGACAUGUUUCACCAGAUACACGAUAACGAGAAUCUGCUGUCUAUAGCAUGCCACAAUAAAAACCGAACCACUACAAUGAGGCGUUACACUGACUUGGUAGCUGACGACUUCAUGGAAAAGAUGGAAACUGUGCUGUGUCCCAAUCCAGAAAUUAAGUGCCCUGAUCUCCCCUGUAAAAAUGGCCCUGAUGUAGCUCCAUGUGUCGGGCGUCCAGUGGAUUUGGUGUUUCUAUUAGAUGGCUCAGAGCGCCUCGGCACGGAGAACUUCCGCUAUGUUGGAGAAUUUGUGCAGAAGGUGGCAGACAGACUGGAACUGGCCAGGAGCAGGUCUGAUCGAAUGCGAGCCCGUCUGGCACUGACAGAGUUUGGCAAGGAAAACGAGAAUCAGGUGGCCUUCACGCUCACACAUGACCCGGUCAUCAUUGCUAACGGUAUAAGAGCCUUACCUUAUCUGGACUCUUCCUCAAGCGUGGGGCCCGCCAUCUUCCACACCAUCGACAACAUCUUGGGUAGAGGAAACACUCGCCAAACGAGACGCCACGCAGAGCUUUCAUUUGUUUUCAUCACAGAUGGCAUCACAGAUAGCAACAACCUGGACGAGGCGGUUAGUGCCAUGCGAGGGCAGCAGGUCGUCUCCACGGUGAUUGCUACAGGAAGUGACGUUGAUCAAGAUGUCCUAAUGAAGCUGGCAAUGGAGGACCAGGACGCCAUUUUCAAAAUACAAAAAUUAACUGAUCUGCUUGACUCCAGGUUCUUUGACCGUUUCAUCCGGUGGGUGUGUUAAAGAGGGCCCCUGCGCAUGUGAGAAUUAUACUGGUGCUACAGAUGUUAAUCUAGCAUUUUAAAGGAUAAUUCCAGUUUAUUUCAACCUGGUGUUUUUACCAGCUAAAGAGCAGUGUGUAAGGAUUUAGUGGCAUCUAGCAGUGAGGAUGCAUGAUAGCUAUCACUUGAGCAUAAAAAAAGUACAAGGCCCUCUUUGGAGCAAGUGAUAGGGUUGUUGGAUUAUGUUCAUUUUGCCAUUGCUUACUAUAAAAUAACGUUACUUUUAAACCGAUAAAUCAAUAAGGACAGUAUGUUUUUACCAUGCUGAUAUGUUUCGACGUGUGAUGACGUGUCCUUUUUUUUAUCACGUGGCGGAUCUGACAGAUCUGUCAGAAGAAGCGGGCGAGCAGUUCCAUGAACCGGGACAAGGGGGCCUACACCCUCUCACACACCUGGGAUUCCAUCCUCCAGAGACCACUGGACAGCGGGGGGCGUGACAGAUCUGUCAGAUCUGUCAGAUCCGCCACGUGAUAAAAAAAGGACAUGUCAUCACACGUCGGAUGUCGCUCUGAGGAAAACUACAGAUGCAGUCGAAACAUGUCAGCAAGGUAAAACCAUAUGGUCCUUAUUGAUCUGUCAGUUUAAAAGUAACGUUGUUUUAAAGUGAUAGGGUUGUCUGUUCUGGGUAACUGUAGAAAUAUGACAUUGCAAUCAUAAUCCAAGUUAGAGGACUUGUUCCCUUUGUAGAUAUGAAAUGCUCAUUGUAAGCUAAUGGAAACCCAAUGAAUUACAGUUACAGAUGCACUCCAUUUCUGCCAAUAGAUCCUCUAAAUCCUACACAGUCGGAUCAUUCUCUAGCACUGACACAGGGAUGUGUAGAAAGGUUUCACUGCACCUAAUUACCAUUCUGCUAUAGGGGGCAAAAAAAAGCUCUGGUGUGUUUGUAUUUCUGUGGACCAAUCAUGACUGUCUUAUGUGUACUUUUUGUUCAAACUUUAUUCAUGAAAAAAAUAACAGUUUUUGGGAAGCUGCAGGGAGCUUGUGCUUGUUGCCGUAAUAUAUGCUGUAUGUGCGACUCCUUGUUUUUCCAAAUCUCUAAAACAGAAGUGCAAACUUAGCAUGACCAGAUAUACCAUGUUGAAAUAAACUGGAAACUAUGCAUGGUACAAUUUGCAAAUAAUGUCACAGCAUUGUGCUUUAUACCAUUUUGUAAAAAAAAAAAAAAAGAAGAAGAAAAAGCUGUAUUCAUCUUGAGUACUUUGUGAUACAGAAAUAUAACACAAGCCAUGCAUUCUUUAUCAACCAUUAAGCUUUACUGUUUUGACAUAAUAAACCUGCAGUUAGGAAGA